Molecule: messenger RNA, 2349 nt
Organism: Leopardus geoffroyi (Geoffroy's cat)
Lineage: Eukaryota; Metazoa; Chordata; Mammalia; Carnivora; Felidae
Gene: UBE2D3
Product: ubiquitin conjugating enzyme E2 D3
Exons: 8
Coding region: 472-915 (147 amino acids)
Biological process (GO): ubiquitin-dependent protein catabolic process; protein K11-linked ubiquitination
Cellular component (GO): nucleus
Molecular function (GO): ubiquitin conjugating enzyme activity
Source: RefSeq, a predicted model, not a curated record
CCCAGUCCAACCUCCGAUCUGUUUAGUAAGAAGGUGCUGUUCCGAAAAGGAAAAGGGGGUAGCAUAGAUAAACUCAACCCUGGACGUAGGAAGUAAACCGUUCCCCUUCACCCUUAGAUUCGUCCUGUGCUCGCGACGGCGGCGUUGGCGGACUGAUACGCGGUGGUGAAGAGGCAGGAGGAGGGGGGAGGGGCGGAGCGUGGCAGCUGGCAGUAGUUCCGUCAGAGCGGACAUCUUGUGGCUGUGUCGUGCGCGUGAGCCCCGUAGGGCCGGGGAGGCACCAGCUGCCGCGCGGGGAGGAGGCCGAGGCCGCAGCUUGAGGGAGGCCCCGGCCCCUCUGCGCCUGUGUCUGGCAGAGCCGGUGUGAGACGAAGAGACCCAUCUUUCCCUGCCGCCCGGAUAAUCAAGAGUUUUGGCCGGACCUUUGAGCACACACCGGGACAGUGAGGAGCCAGACGAAAAGCACAGACGAUGGCGCUGAAACGGAUUAAUAAGGAACUUAGUGAUUUGGCCCGUGACCCUCCAGCACAAUGUUCUGCAGGUCCAGUUGGGGAUGACAUGUUUCAUUGGCAAGCCACAAUUAUGGGACCUAAUGACAGCCCAUAUCAAGGUGGUGUAUUCUUUUUGACAAUUCAUUUUCCUACAGACUACCCCUUCAAACCACCUAAGGUUGCAUUUACAACAAGAAUUUAUCAUCCAAAUAUUAACAGUAAUGGCAGCAUUUGUCUCGAUAUUCUAAGAUCACAGUGGUCUCCUGCUUUAACUAUUUCUAAAGUUCUUUUAUCCAUUUGUUCACUGCUAUGUGAUCCAAACCCAGAUGACCCCCUAGUGCCAGAGAUUGCACGGAUCUAUAAAACAGACAGAGAUAAGUACAACAGAAUAUCUCGGGAAUGGACUCAGAAGUAUGCCAUGUGAUGCUACCUUAAAGUCAGAAUAACCUGCAUUAUAGCUGGAAUAAACUUUAAAUUACUGUUCCUUUUUUGAUUUUCUUAUCCGGCUGCUCCCCUUUCAGACCUCAUCUUUUUUAAUUUUAUUUUUUGUUUACCUCCCUCCAUUCAUUCACAUGCUCAUCUGAGAAGACUUAAGUUCUUCCAGCUUUGGACAAUAACUGCUUUUAGAAACUGUAAAGUAGUUACAAGAGAACAGUUGCCCAAGAUUCUGAAUUUUUUUAAAAAUGGAGCAUGUGUAUUAUGUGGCCAAUGUCUUCACUCUAACUUGGUUAUGAGACUAAAACCAUUCCUCACUGCUCUAACAUGCUGAAGAAAUCAUCUGAGGGGGAGGGAGAUGGAUGCUCAGUUGUCACAUCAAAGGAAGCAGCAUUAUUCUAGCAUCCAGUCUUUUUUAAGCCUUCCACUGUUAGAGAUUUGAGGUUACAUGAUAUACUUUAUGCUCAUAACUGAUGUGGCUGGAGAAUUGGUAUUGAAUUUAUAGCAUCAGCAGAACAGAAAAUGUGAUGUAUUUUAUGCAUGUCAAUAAAGGAAUGACCUGUUCUUGUUCUACAGAGAAUGGAAAUUGGAAGUCAAACACCCUUUGUAUUCCAAAAUAGGGUCUCAAACAUUUUGUAAUUCUCAUUUAAAUUGUUAGGAGGCUUGGAGCUAUUAGUUAAUCUAUCUUCCAAUACACUGUUUAAUAUAGCACUGAAUAAAUGAUGCAAGUUGUCAAUGGAUGAGUGAUCAACUAAUAGCUCUGCUAGUAAUUGAUUUAUUUUUCUUCAAUAAAGUUGCAUAAACCAAUGAGUUAGCUGCCUGAAUUAAUCAGUAUGGGAAACAAUCUUUUGUAAAUGCAAAGCUGUUUUUGUAUAUACUGUUGGGAUUUGCUUCAUUGUUUGACAUCAAAUAAUGAUGUAAAGUUCAAAAGAGUGAAUAUUUUGCCAUGUUCAGUUAAAAGUGCACAGUCUGUUACAGGUUGACACAUUGAUUGACCUGAUUUAUGCAGAAUUAAUAAGCUAUUCGGAUAGUGUAGCUUUAGUAUGCUGCACAUGAUACUGGCAGCCCUGGAGUUCAUAGAUGGACUUGGGACCCAGCAGUUUUGAAACGUGUAUAUGGAGUUUAAGAAAUUUAUUUUCCAGGUGCAACCCCCAUCUAACUAAAUUUUUUCUUCACCUUGUACACUUGACAGCUGAAAAAACCAUAACAUGGGAGUAAUAAUGGGUCAAAAUUUACAAAAUAAAGUACUGUUCUGGUGUGGGAGUUGUCAUGAGGCUGUGUUGAAGUGACUUAACUAUGUGGGAUAUUGACUAUCCAUUGAAAUGGAUUUGUUCAGCCAUUUACAUUAAUGAGCAUUUAAAUGCAACAGAUAUCAUUUCAGGUGACUUAACAUGAAUGAAUAAAAGUCAAUGCUAUUGGAUUA